AUGAUGCGUCGCAAGACUGCCAAAUCCAGCGUGACCCAGAGCGACAGCGUCCAGGUGGGCAAAUACAUCCAGCACGGAAGCGAAAGCGCCAGCRCAGAGCGAACACUGCUUCCACCGUGCAUGGUCACGUUCGUGUUUCCAAGCACCUCCGAGUCCAUCACUACAGACGUCGCCGGCAGUCGUCAGAGAUCGUGGUUUAUUAAUGAAUGCAUCGAGCAGGACUGGUUUGAUGCUUGCGGCCGGCGAAUCUACCUGCUUGACAUCACCCCUGCCGAGUUCGAGAAGUACACGUCGUGGGUACAGUUUGGAACCAUUUCCACGAGAAAUCUCAAAGCGCCACCCCCAGACUCAUCGGCGGAAACCGUGGCAUACCUCAGACAGCACGAGCAAUGCCUUGUCAUCGACCGUCUCGUCCACUGGUGGGUUAUCGGCGACGCAAUGCAAGACGAUGGCCUGAAAGCCGCGUCGAUGGCCAUGCUCAACAAGUAUUCUCAAGAGAGAUACGAGCUCCCUAUUCAAAGCUUCGAACACGGAUGGGCGAGAUCCAGAGACGGCUCCGAGCUGCGUCGAUGGAUCUUCAACAUGUUGAAGCAAACCCUGACGCUGCCUAUCCUCAAGGAGCGAGCGGAACAUAUGCCUCCGGAUAUGAUUCGCCAGCUGUUCAUCUCCUUCAUGGAAGCUAAGAACAACGACAUGACGCUAAUUUCUCCGAAAGCCAGUGGCUGCGACGAAGCUUCUUCUUGA
Molecule: messenger RNA, 744 nt
Organism: Ramularia collo-cygni
Lineage: Eukaryota; Fungi; Ascomycota; Dothideomycetes; Mycosphaerellales; Mycosphaerellaceae
Exons: 4
Coding region: 1-744 (247 amino acids)
Source: RefSeq, a predicted model, not a curated record